AUGUUACCGUUACCUUUCUCGACGAGGUUUCAGCCGGGUUCCGGUACGGAAGUCUCUAACACUACAAGCUUUGCCAUUUCUGCGGAAAGAUACAACUCAAUAAUGCAUUCGUUAAAAAGAAAAAUGUUACCGUUACCUUUCUCGACGAGGUUUCUCCCGGGUUCCGGUACGGAAGUCUCUAACACUACAAGCUUUGCCAUUUCUGUGGAAAGAUACAACUCAAUAAUGCAUUCGUUAAAAAGAAAAAUGUUACCGUUACCUUUCUCCCGGGUUCCGGUACGGAAGUCUCUAACACUACAAGCUUUGCCAUUUCUGCGGAAAGAUACAACUCAAUAA
Messenger RNA from Macrosiphum euphorbiae (potato aphid), 336 nucleotides. NCBI's taxonomy places the organism in Eukaryota, Metazoa, Arthropoda, Insecta, Hemiptera, Aphididae. The record is from the annotation of a GenBank genome assembly.